GGCCGAGAUGUACAAUGCCCUGAGCCGAAAGAAAUUGUUGAGAGGGAAUGAGUAGCAAUGAAGUCAGAAUACUCUACGCUCCAGGGUCCUGGGACAAAGCUGUUUCCCCGCGAUUGUCUCUCCGCCGGCAAGCGGAUCGGCAUUCCUUCCCAUCUCUGUCACAAUGCCUCCACCGCCCGUCACACCUUCGCCGCAUCGUUUCUUGCCCUCGAGCUCCGCUAAAUCCAGUCAUCCCCCAGCUUCCACCUUCGGGACUCGUUUGCCGCAGUUCAGGCAAACACCGCGCUUCUCCACACCGGCUAGCCGACCUGCUACUCAGCUGGAUACACUGCCAGAUGGUGCCCGAGUUGGUUUGACGAGAGUGGAGAGCAUUGAGGAGCCGUCGCAGGAGAAUGCCGACGAGGAUGAGGAAAUGCUCUUUGGUUCCGCUGAGCGAGGCCAGGACCAUGAGAUAAUCCAGAGCGUCGAAUCCACUCAUCUGUCGGCACAAAAACACUACCCGAAUGAGAACAACCAGACUGUGUCGCUGCUGCAUCAUCCAGUUACUUUAGAUUCACCCUCUGAUGCUGAGCGCUCUCCGAAGCGUCAACGGCUUAUUCCAAAGCCUGACUAUCCAGAGUCUUCCACAAUACAUGAUGUCACGCCUACUAGCAUGCCCAUUAGCAAACCCUCACGUUUUAUUCUGGCCCCAAAUUCUCCUGGACAUGGCUCAUUUACAGGCCUUGAGACUUCAGCCAUGCAAAGCACCAGGUCGAGGAAUCCUUUCCUACUCCCCGAUUCCACGCAGUCAAAUGUGCCACCAAAAAACAGAACUGGCGCCACCACUAACACCAUCGCCCCUUUACCCGAACACUUUUCGCCUCAUCGCCGAGCUGAAAAGUUUGCCCCCGGGGGCAUGGCCGAUGUGGUCCGGGGCUGGAUUCUGAACGUCGGACAAAAUGGACCAACACAGCAUCAAUUGGUUUAUCGAAAUGACCGCCCACAAAGGGGUGGCACACCCGCGAUCUUCCAAGUCACAGACCACAAAGACAGUGUCAGGAGUGAGCAAGUCAACAUUGUUGCUGGUCGCGCAUUACGUCGUGAAGAGAAUCCACCAAGUAAGGUGGUAAAUGCCAUGCUCGUCGGUGCAGGAAAAGGUGCAGGCAGUAAACUGAAGAAUGGCGAUACUGUGCGAGUAGGUUCGCCUUCUUGGGGCAUCGAAAUUGGUCAGCCUAUAGAACCAUGGACAAUUGGUGUGCAUUGGGAUCUAGUAUAAGAUACAGAAUAUCAAUACGCCGCCUAUUCAGC
Molecule: messenger RNA, 1287 nt
Organism: Aplosporella prunicola CBS 121167
Lineage: Eukaryota; Fungi; Ascomycota; Dothideomycetes; Botryosphaeriales; Aplosporellaceae
Exons: 2
Coding region: 164-1255 (363 amino acids)
Source: RefSeq, a predicted model, not a curated record